CGGAGACGCAACCCGCGGCGUCGGAAGUCUGCGUGAUCGUCGAGGGCGGCCCUAGAUGCUCUCAGCCACGCGCGUUUAGGGGUUGUUCUUCCAGAAGCUCGCCCCGACUCUCCCUGAUCCCGCCCCCAACUCUCCGAGGCCCCGCCCCCGACUCUCCCAGGCCCCGGCCCGGCGCCCGAACAUGGCAGCCGCCCGCGGGUUGUGGGGCUGUGAGGACUCGAAUCUCUGGACCGCCAUCCUGGCGCGCCACGGGGAGGUGCUGCGGGCCCACCCGGACUCCCAGGGGCGGCUGGAAGCCCUGGAUCGAUGGUAUCGAGUGGAGUUGCCCGCAGCCAUCCAGGACCGCGCAGAGAAGCACGUGACACUAGAUGACCUAAAGUGGCUGCUAGCGUGGAAGCUGGUGGUGAGGGGCUUCUCACGUGGGGGGCGGGGUCUCGGCGGGGCGUGUCCUCCUCCUAUGGGCGCGUCCUCGCGGCGCGGGAUUUGGGCUCCUCCUGGGGGCGGUCCCCGCGGUAUGGGGCGUGGCUUCCCCCAGGAGGCGGGUCCUCGCUGUGUGGGCGUGGCCUUCUCCGGGAGGCGGGUCCUCGCGGCGUGGGCGCGGCUUCCUCGGGGGCCGAGUCCCCGCGGCGUGGGGCGCGGCUCCCUUGUGGCAGCAGGUCCUCAUGGCGUGGUGCGGAGCCUCGCGGGCCGGGGCGCGGCGGGGAGAGGCCGCUUCCGGCCGCGCCUCGUGACCUCCAAUGCCCCCGAGCUGGUGUUGCAGCGCUCGGCCACCGCCUUCCGCCUGCUGCCGGACCUGCAGGCAGCGCUCUGCAGUACACUCUCCAAGCACUACAUGUUGUACCUGGGUGGGGGGCGGGAGUGUGCCACAGCCCUGAGCAGAGGCAGCACCUCAGGGGUGUGGACCCCUCACCACGUGGAGACAGCACUGUGGACCUGGGUUGUGAGGCAGAAGCUGUGCCCCGACCUGCUGCCCAACCUCGGCCCUGGCCCAGCCACCCCUGAGGGCACUAGGCCAGCCAAGAAGCACAGGACCCAGGCUGACUGA
This is a messenger RNA of Diceros bicornis minor, 1045 nucleotides long. RefSeq lists its product as uncharacterized. Lineage: Eukaryota; Metazoa; Chordata; Mammalia; Perissodactyla; Rhinocerotidae. The coding region runs from base 182 to 1045 and encodes 287 amino acids. The transcript is spliced from 5 exons. The record is from RefSeq and is a predicted model, not a curated record.